UGCAUCAGCUGCAGGAGAGAGGUGUGGAGAGGGCUCAGGAGAGCAGCGCCAGGUGAGAGUGAUUAACACAACUGCACAGCAUUAGCUAAUCACUCUCUCCCUUUUAAAACACAGUAGCGUGCUGGACCUGGGAGGCGGAAUGACUGGAGCACACACACAGUCUGGACCAGACAAGGAGACAGAGCACGGCAGCAUAAAGCCUGUGAACGGCUCUGUACACUGUUGGUAACCUGUUGAUAAACUGCAUUAAAUAAAAGUAUCCUGAACGUUGAUUAUACUCCGUGUCCUACCUGCUGAGGAGAACUCACGGUGGCUCAAACCACGCCACAUUGGCGCCUGAACAGGGACUCAGCAGGUAGAGAUGUCGGAGCCACAAACGCCGGUGACCACGCUGGCGCAGAUGCUGGCGGAGGUUGCAGCUAUGAGCCGGGACCAGGCAGCGCUCAACAGACAACAACUGGCCGCUCUCCAGUUCCAGGCAGAGAAACAAGCUGAGCUUCUGGAGGUGAUGGUUAACCGGGUUGGGGGGGCGUCGUCAGCCCCCUCGUUCGCUGGUGUCACGAUCCAGAGGAUGGCGGCCCAUGAUGACCCCCAGACGUACCUGGACAUGUUCGAGGCGACGGCGACGGCAUGCAACUGGCCGGAGGAAGAGUGGGCUGUGCGCCUGCUUCCUCUGCUGUCGGGAGAGGCGCAGACGGCGGCAUUCGGCCUACCCGGACCCUCCCGGUGUCGGUUCAGGGACAUCAAGCGGGCAGUUCUGGACAGGUUGGGGUUCUCCACAGAAGACCAGCGGCGCAGGUUCCGGGGGACCAAGCUGGGUCCCGCGGAUCGGCCAUUUGUCUACGCGCAACAGCUGAAGGAUGCGGCGACCAGGUGGCUUCAGCCGGGGAGCUCUGCGGGCGAGGCGCGGCUGCUGGAAACCGUGGUUUUGGAGCAGUUCGUGGAGGGGCUCCCAACGGCCACCUCGGACUGGGUGCGCUGCCACCGCCCGGCGGAUCUGGCGGCUGCCAUAACCCUGGCGGAGGACCAUCUGGCUGUUCUCUCCUGGGGCCGGGCACAUGAGGGUCGGCCAGUCUCUCCCGUCCGUCCCAUACCGGCGCCCCGCAGGAGACCGGUGCCGGGUCCCCAGCCCUCCACGCCGGCUAGACCCUCUCCUCGCCCGCGCACUAAUCCUCCCUCUCUUUUUUAUCCUUCCCAGGCUCCAGCCGCUACGGGCGCUGCUCUCGACCCACAGAGGGUUCCUCAGGCGGCAGGGCAGGAGUGCUGGAGGUGUGGACAGCCCGGACACUUCCGCCGAGAGUGUCCACUCAUGGAGGUCGGUCAAGUGGUCCGGGUUGUCGGACCUCCAGCACCCUCCCCCGGUCUAGGAGGGACGUACAGCGUUCCGACUGAUGCAUCGGGCAGAGGGCUGGGGGCCGUUCUGUCUCAGCAGGUGCAGGGCGUUGACCGCCCGGUGCUCUACAUCAGCCGGAAGCUGUCCGAAAGGGAGGCCAGGUACAGCACAGUGGAGAGGGAGUGCCUGGCCAUCCGGUGGGCGGUCGAUGCUCUGCGGUACUACCUGCUGGGGCGCCCAUUCACCCUCUGCUCGGACCAUGCUCCCCUCCAGUGGCUCCACCGCAUGAAGGAUGCCAACGCCCGGAUCACCCGUUGGUAUCUGGCACUACAGCCGUUUAAGUUCAAGGUGAUCCAUAGGCCGGGGGCGCAGAUGGUUGUGGCCGACUUCCUUUCCCGCUCCCAUGGGGAGGGGGGGGGGGGGAGUAGGUUAGGCCGGACGGCUCCCCGGCCUAAGUCGGGCGGUGGAGGUAUGUGGAGGGGGCGUGGUGCAUCAGCUGCAGGAGAGAGGUGUGGAGAGGGCUCAGGAGAGCAGCGCCAGGAUGACACCACCCUGUUUGGAGAGACUGCAGAGCAGCUCAGUGAAACCCUCAGUGUGUUUGUCGAGGAGACCAAAAAGCUCGGCCUGAAGAUAAGCUGGUCCAAGACUGAACUUAUGCAUGUAGGUGAUGGACCAGACCCACCACCCUUCCUGUUUGAUGGUACCCCUGUCCACUUUGUCCCCACCUUCAAAUACCUCGGCUCGACAGUGUCCAACACCGAUGACCUCAAAAUAGAGGUGAACAGACGUGGUGCCCUAGCAGCCUCUGUGAUGCAGUCUUUGUGGAGGCCGUUGUGGCGACACCGGCACAUAUCGAGGGAGACAAAGCUCUGA
This is a messenger RNA of Centropristis striata (black sea bass), 2206 nucleotides long. RefSeq lists its product as uncharacterized. The transcript is spliced from 3 exons. The record is from RefSeq and is a predicted model, not a curated record. Bases 362 to 2206 code for a protein of 614 amino acids. Lineage: Eukaryota; Metazoa; Chordata; Actinopteri; Perciformes; Serranidae. Gene Ontology annotation, molecular function: nucleic acid binding; zinc ion binding.